AGCAGAGCAGAGCCCAGCCCCGCCCCGCACGCAGAUGGGACCAUGAAUUCCAGCCACCGCUUCAGCCACAUCCCCUCAGGCUCUGUCCAUGGCCCAGGAGGUGGCUGGAGCUGGCCAGGGGGCUUCCCCCGGGCUCCCAGUGUCCACGGGGGUGCUGGGGGGGUCCGCAUCUCCCUUUCAGUCACCUCGCCAAGCUGCCUGUCCCCUGGAGGGUCUUGGGGCUCGGAAGGAGGCAGUUCCCUCCCAGGUGGAAAUGGGAAGGCGAUGAUGCAGAACCUCAACGACCGCUUGGCCUCCUACCUGGACAAGGUGCGCGCCCUGGAGGCAUCCAAUGAGAGGCUGGAGAGCCGCAUCCUGAAAUGGCAUCAACAGAGAGACCCCGGCCGGAAGCAAGAUUAUUCCCAGCAUGAGGAGAACAUCAGCAGCCUGCAAGAGCAGAUAGUGGACGGCAAGCUGAGCAACGCGAGGAUCGUCCUGCUCAUCGACAACGCCAGGAUGGCGGUGGACGACUUCGGCCUCAAGUAUGAAAAUGAGCACUCCUUCAAGAAAGACUUGGAAACUGAAGUUGAGGCUCUCCGGAAGAUCUUGGAUGAUCUGACCAUCGUCACUACAGACCUGGAGCAGGAAGUCGAGGGGAUGAGAAAAGAGCUCAUCCUCAUGAAGAAGCGCCAUGAGCAGAACGUGGAGGAACAGCAUGUGCCAAGUGACUUCAAGGUCAAUGUGAAGAUGGAUAAAACCCCAGGGGAAGAUCUGGUUAAGAUCCUGGAAGAUAUGAGGCAGGAGUAUGAGUUUAUGAUAAAGAAGAAGCAUCGAGAAUUGGAUGCUUGGUAUAAAGAGCAGUCAGCAGCCCUGGCCCAGGAGACUGCCAGUCCAACUGCUGUGCAGAGCACCCAGAGUAACAUCCACGAGCUGAAGCGCACUUUCCAGGCCCUGGAGAUCGACCUGCAGGCCCAGCGUAACAGGAAAUCGGCUCUAGAAAACGUGUUAUCGGAGACCCAGUCUCGGUACUCCUGCCAGCUCCGGGACAUGCAACAGAUCAUCUCCCACUACGAGGAGGAACUGAUGCAGCUGCACUAUGACCUGGAGCAGCAGAACAGCGAACGCAAGGUCCUUCUGGGCAUCAAAACCCACCUGGAGAAGGAAAUCGCCACCUACCGCCAGCUCCUCGAGGGGGAGAGCCAAGGGACAACGGAGGACUCUAAGCUGAGUGCGAAAGCAUCUGCAGUUCCAAAGAUCAAGGCCAUCACACAAGAGAGCGUCGAUGGAAGAAUCGUUUAUUCUCAAGUGAAUGAGAUCCAGAAGUGUGCGUGAGGCCAAUAAAGGUUUCUGCCUGUUGUACAAACUCUUUUUCCGCCAUGGACAGUCCGUGCCCAGACACAAGUGGUGAGUCCCGAGAGGUGCCCUUGGCGUUUUCAAACUCAGCAGCUUGUUUCUCUGGGACACUCUCACCAGACAUUCCACAGUGAUCUCAAUGCACUGCUGCUCUUUUUGAACCAGAAUAUGAGUUCAUGAGCUUAAAGCUUUACUUUCCUACUGCAGUCUUUAGAUUCCCAUCAUUAUGUAUCUGUUUUGUAGCCAAUAAACUUCCAUACCAAC
Molecule: messenger RNA, 1596 nt
Organism: Artibeus jamaicensis (Jamaican fruit-eating bat)
Lineage: Eukaryota; Metazoa; Chordata; Mammalia; Chiroptera; Phyllostomidae
Gene: KRT23
Product: keratin 23
Exons: 8
Coding region: 43-1311 (422 amino acids)
Molecular function (GO): structural molecule activity
Source: RefSeq, a predicted model, not a curated record